Molecule: messenger RNA, 2445 nt
Organism: Trichomycterus rosablanca
Lineage: Eukaryota; Metazoa; Chordata; Actinopteri; Siluriformes; Trichomycteridae
Product: xaa-Arg dipeptidase-like
Exons: 8
Coding region: 792-2054 (420 amino acids)
Molecular function (GO): dipeptidase activity
Source: RefSeq, a predicted model, not a curated record
CCGCCAUCUUUCCAACGUCAAGUGAUGACGUGGGACGUGAUGACGUAAUAUCACCAUGGUUACAGACUCAUUACAAACCCCACUCGCCAAACUUUUGGAUAUUUAUCGUGUUUUUGUUAUUAAUUCGUCUUUAAAAUGUUUUAUUUUAUUGAUCUUACUUACACUUGUAAACAGAGGACCGCUAUCUUUCUUGUUUCUUAUUACGCUUCGAACGCCUACGCAGCUCCAGUUGCAUUAUGGGAUACAUUAACGGACCGCAAGUGUGCAUCGCUUGCAUACUCAAACCAAUGCCCAAUAAAAUAGCGUUUAAAGAUUUGGAUUCUGACAUCUCCUCAGCGGAGUCGACUCUGACCGUUUACAUUAGAGAUUCAAGAUUCAAGAGUCGAUUCAAAUAACUGACCAGAGAACUCGCCAAACGACACCGCACUAGUAAACGACUCACAUGACAAUAAUCUCCUAAAUAACUAGACGUUAUAUAUAGUUCUACAAUAGUUCUACAAUUUACGUCUGAAGGUGAGUAGCCAUUAAAAUCAGUUACUGGGUUUCCUCUCCUUAUGUUUGUUAUCAAUCCAGAAUAGCGUUUAAAGAUUUGGAUUCCUCAGCGGAGUCGACUCUGACCGUUUACAUUAGAGAUUCAAGAUUCAAGAGUCGAUUCAAAUAACUGACCAGAGAACUCGUCAAACGACACCGCACUAGUAAACAGCUCACCUGAACGACAGGGAAGUCUGUAAACUUUAUUUCAUUAUACAAUUAACCUCCUAACAACUUUAAACGAGCAACCAUCAAAAUCAAUGACUGAGUUUUCUCUCCUUAUGUUUGUUAGCGCAAAAAUGGCUGAAAAGCUCCAAGCACUGAAGCAGCAGGUCUGCAGUUCCAUAGAUGAAGCUAAAGACACACUGCAUGGAUUAAGCAACACCAUAUGGUGCCACCCAGAGCUGGCAUAUGAAGAAAGACGAGCCCACGAUGCCUUGGUCCACUUUUUUACAGAGAAAGGAUGGACUGUUGAGCCACACUUUAAGUUGGAGACAGCUUUCCGGGCUACGUGGGGACCUGUAGGUGGUACAGAUGGCAUGGCUGUGGUAAAUGUUGGAUUCCUGUGUGAAUAUGAUGCUCUGCCUGUUAUAGGACAUGCCUGCGGGCACAACCUGAUAGCAGAGACUGGAGCUGCUGCAGCUGUGGGACUGAAGGUGGCGCUGGAGAGCCUGGAGGAGAGUCCUGUGCCAAUCAAGGUGACUGUGUUUGGCACUCCAGCAGAAGAAGAUGGAGGGGGGAAGGUGGAUUUGCUGCGGGAAGGAGCCUUACAGGAUCUGGAUGUGGUGUUUAUGGCUCAUCCCACACAGAAGGACGCCACCUAUGUACCAGUCCUGGCAAUACAUAGCGUUGAGGUGAAGUACCAUGGACGUGCAUCUCACGCAUCAGCGUAUCCCUGGGAAGGACUUAACGCACUGGAUGCAGCCGUCUUAGCCUACAGUAACAUCUCUGUGCUCCGGCAGCAGCUUAAAACUGACUGGAGGAUCCACGGUGUCAUAAAGAACGGAGGUGUGAAGCCCAACAUCAUUCCCGAUUACACCGAGCUGGAGUAUUACUUACGCACUCCAUCACACCAAGAUCUGCCCAAACUCAGGGCCAAAGCAGAGGCGUGUUUCAGAGCUGCUGCCAUUGCUACAGGAUGUGAGGUUGAGAUCCUCUUUGACAAAAACGAGUUUUUUGAAAUCCUAAGGAACCGGACUCUGGAGGACCUGUAUGAAGAGAAUGGGAAAGCUCUUGGCAUGAAGUUUACCACUGGUGAUUUUUCUGGCUCUACAGAUUUUGGGAACGUGAGCCAUGCUGUUCCAGGGAUUCACUCCUAUUUCUACAUCGGUACUGAUGCUCUGAAUCAUACCGAGGAAUACACGGCUGCUGCUGGUGCAGAUGAAGCUCAGUUUUAUACACUGCGUGCUGCUAAAGCCCUGGCUAUGACCGCGCUGGACGUGAUCUUCAGACCAGGACUGCUGGACAGAAUCAAACAGGAGUUUACGGAGGCCAAACUCAGAGAGGAGAGAGGACUUAAAUGAACAUACAAACAGUAUGAAGAAAUGUAUGGACCAAGAAACAGCAUUUAGUUUUGCAUCAAAAAAGGAGGUUUGAAUAAGGCUCGUAUUAGGAGUGUGGCUUUGAUCAGUCAGAGGAACUUUGAUGUCUAAAAAUUUACAUAUUUAGAAAGGCAGAUGGUUGACAAACGACUUGAAAACUCGAAUUUAUGUAAUAAUUAUAAGUGCACAUGCUUUUAGACAAGUGUACAGUAUAAUGUCAUUUAGCAAUCAUCAUCCUUUAGUUCAGGCUUAGUUGACCUCAACAACCAUAGGAACAGGUCUAAAAAGUAUGGAUGUUAAGCACAUAAUGUAAAUCAUAUGAUAUGCACACACCAACCUGAUUUCUUUAAUAAUAAAAAAUGAAGGAAUAAAA